CAGCUCGAACUGAUUCCGUCUGAUUCGGAGCGUCGUAGUAAUAACUUGUUUGGUGGGCAGUACGCACGGCAGCGCCAGCGGAGAGCCAUUCCAGAACCAGUGCGAGUGCCAGUGCCAGUGGCAGUGCCAGUUCCAGCUCCAGUAAUUGUCCCAGUAACAGUCUAAUCCGCGUCCAGAUCGUGCCCAAAUCUAAUCGGUUCAGCAGGCCGUCCUGAAGAAAGAUAAUGCGUGGGCAGCCCCUGCCCGAUAUCUCCGCUAAUCGCAAGUCCAGCUGUCCCGCCUGGCGGCAAGUGGAUCAACCGGUGGCCACACCAGAUAAACAAAUAACUCCGCAACAGUUUCCGUAAGCCCGCACGGGGGGGCCUGCUCGCCAUAAUUGCCGCUGCUGUUUCGUCGGAGUGGCACGGAAAAGUAAGCCACACUUCGGAUACCUGAUAGUGGACACCAGAUACAGCUGCUCCAGGCGGAGGAGGGACGGCAGCAGGGGGCGGGCGCCUGGAAAACCAGCCUGGCCUCAUAGCUUCGAACGCAGCUCCAGCUGCGGCUCCAACCUCGGCGACUGCUCCACUUGAGCAACAACAACAACCAGGCACGACACAACGAUCGGGCGAACAAAAGAGAAUCGGAGGCAAAACAAAGAAGCAGCAGGCGAACAAAGAACAGAAAACAGAAAACACAAAACAAGUAAACAAGAAGGCAGAAGGCGGAUUGCGAGAGAGCGAGAACAACAGAAGAACGGGCAGAUACCAGAUACAAAACAAGCGCGUCGCAGCAUAGAUACAAAGAUACAAAGUACUGAGAUACAGAUACAUUGUAUACGUCCAGCAGAAGCAUCCGUCGGACCGUGCUGCCGAAAAUUCAAUUGAGUCCCACUCCCAGUGCAGUCGGCGUAAUCGACCGAAUUGUUAAUUAAGACGCCAAAUGUUUGGCAGUUUCGGAAAGAGCCAGGCAGAGUAGUAGCAGCCGGAGAGUGCGCCAGAGCGGUGCCGAUAAGGGGGAGAGUGAUAGCAGCGGUGGGGUGCAACUGGGCUGAGAGAGUGUGGGUGCGCGAGUGCGGUCCGCUUCCAUUUGUUGCGCUUCCCACGGAAACCGAACAGCCGAAAAUCAGCUGGCAGUGGCAGCCACCGCAGCCAAGUGCACGCGGAUCGCGCUCUCCACGCUUCGGAGUGAGGGAUCUCUCCCAGCUUUCCGCACCAGCGUCACGUUAUCAGUCAAUGGCACCUGUCUGCGUCUAGUUGAGGACAGAGUGCGGACGGGGGCAGGAGGCCUAUAGGACAACUACCAACAAGCUCGAGGGCUCUCUGUUACUACAUUUUCCAGCUCGUGUCAGAGGCAGAUUGCCAACCCCCCACAAAGCCCACAAUGCCAUGUGCCAGUGACCCCGAGGGGGCCUUGGAGCCCUCAGUCCCAGUAGUCUCUGCGGCCUAUGCGGCGCAGCCGCGAUCCAAAUCCAACACACUCGGCUCCCAGAGGAACGGGAUGGGCACGGGAACCUUCUCGUCAGCCUAUGGAGCUGGGGCUGAGAAGCCAACGGUGCUGCAGAUGAUUCUGGACGCCCUGGGUCUGCGCAAUCAGGCCCAGAACCGAGAGCCAACGUCCAAGGACAUUGGCACCCUGAUAAUGCUCGGAGUGAUGUUUCUGCUGUUUGUGAUCAGCGUGACCGGAUUCUUUGUCAUGUGGUUCACAGAAUACUACAACAACACCAUGCUGGAGAACCUGAUUCUCGCCGAGAACUCGGAUACGGCCAAUAGUUGGCUCGACCCGGAUCCCAAGUACGACACCCUUCUGAAGGCCCACAUCUUCGACUAUCCCAACAUUGAGGACUACCUGGCCGGACGGGCCGACAAGGUGCAAGUCCGAGACAUGGGACCCCUAACCUACCAAGAGCACACGGUCAAAGACGAGGUCUCCUUCAACAAGAACUUCACAGUGACAUUCAGGGACCGGAAGUCGUACAAGUUCCUGCCGGAGAAGUCCACCAUUGGGGAGCACGACGUGUUUAUGGUGCCCAACGUGCCGUUGAUCACGGCCGCCGGACAUGUGAAGCGAAUGCCGGCCAUUGAACGGCUCGUUUCGGGGGCGCUCAUCAACCAGUUUAGGGAGCCGCUCUUCAAAAAACUCACAGCUUCCGAGUUCCUGUGGGGAUACGAGGACAAAAUAAUCAAACUGAAGUCCCUGGGAAAGGGAAAGAGGCGCUUCGGUCUUCUGCAGAACCGCAACGGCACUAGCGUAGACUCCGUGCAACUGAACACAGGAGAGGAUGACAUCACCAAGUUCAGCAUCAUCACCCAGUUCAACGGGAUGCCCCAGCUGGACUACUGGGAGGGCGACGAGUGCAACCGCAUCGAUGGAUCGGAGCCGUCCAUGUUCUCACCGAAUCUGUUAAAGGAUCGCGAUACCGUCAACGUCUUUCUGCAGGUCCUGUGCCGCAAGGUGCCACUGAACUUCGAGAAGGAAGUCACCAUCUACAACGACAUCGAUGUGCUGCGCUACCGUACGCCCAUGGACGUAUUUGGCCACCCCUCGGUGAAUCCAGCCAACCAGUGCUACUGCCAAAACGCGGAGUACUGCCUGCCCAGCGGGGUGAUCAACGCCACCAAAUGUUACGGCGAUGCGCCGAUCUUUCCCUCAUUCCCUCACUUCUUCACUGGCGAUCCGGAGCUGUACAGUCUGUUCGAGGGCAUCAAUCCGGACCCCGAGCUGCACCAGACCUACGCCGAUAUACAUCCGCGCUUUGGGUUUCCCAUUAGCGGAGCAUCGCGUAUCCAGAUAAACAUAAUGUUGGACAAGACGCCCCUACUAAGAAACCAGGGCGCGCGACUGAAGAAUGCCACUAUUCUACCACUGAUCUGGAUCGAGAUCACCUCGGGCGACUUCUCGGAGGACGUGCUCCACACGCUUUACAUAAGCACGUUCGGCCUCGACGCCCUCCAGCUCUCCCUCAAGUAUGGCACCCUCCUAAUCUCGGUCACCACGUUCAGUCUCAUAGUAGCCGGAGUCUACUACCUGAACAGCCGGCGGGAGGAGAUACAUCUCCAGAAGAGCAAAUCCUGUGCCGAACUGGAGGCACUCAACGGCGGCGGAGGCAUCCUCCUUGUCCAGCACAUGAACCUGAUGCCCGCUCCCGUUCAGAUUCCCUCAGUGCAGGUGGGAAGGAGGCAAGAGCGUCCUGCGGACGCUGUUUGAAGCAAUAGUGCCAUUAGAUAGUAGUUAGGAGGGAGGGAAUGGGGGAAAGUUAUGAAAUUUCGAAUUUGCCAACGAUAAUCCUAAAAUAGUUUUUACUCCAAAACAAAGAGUCGCCAGUUACCUUUAGUCUGUAGUCUAUUUUUGUACAUAACUGUGUAAAAUUUUUAAUAAACUGUAUAGAAUUUAAAA
Molecule: messenger RNA, 3375 nt
Organism: Drosophila ananassae
Lineage: Eukaryota; Metazoa; Arthropoda; Insecta; Diptera; Drosophilidae
Product: scavenger receptor class B member 1
Exons: 7
Coding region: 1363-3186 (607 amino acids)
Cellular component (GO): cytoplasm; membrane
Molecular function (GO): scavenger receptor activity
Source: RefSeq, a predicted model, not a curated record